AUGGCUGUAGAAAGGGAGGAGAAUGAGCUUAGCGAGGCAUUUAGAGGGCUGUUUGCAACAGUGAGAGGGGAACUGGCAACAAUGAGGGAGGAGCUGGCAGUAGUGAAGGGGGAGGUGGCGGCAGCAGUGGCGGAGAAGGCGGCACAGGAGAGUGAACGAGGUACAGAACCUAUCUUUCCUGCCACAACCCCCCUCCCUCCUCUAAUCCUGCUCCCUGAAUUCAUCCUCUCCUCCUGCUACACCUCACUGUGCAGGCGCACGCCCUGCAUUGGGCUCGCCCCAUCAGUCAUGGCUCGGAUGACUGCAGUGGCCAUGCUGCUGCCAGCGCUGCUGCUCGCCCUCCUUGCCACUGCCAUCAGCAUCACACCAAUUGGCAGGCAGGGACGCUUCCUCAGCUGCCCUCACAGCUCUCCUGCUGCCCUCACAGCUCUCCUGCUGCCCUCACAGCUCUCCUGCUGCCCUCACAGCUCUCCUGCUGCCCUCACAGCUCUCUUGCUGCCCUCACAGCUCUCCUGCUGCCCUCACAGCUCUCCUGCUGCCCUCACAGCUCUCCUGCUGCCCUCACAGCUCUCCUGCUGCCCUCACAGCUCUCCUGCUGCCCUCACAGCUCUCCUGCUGCCCUCACAGCUCUCCUGCUGCCCUCACAGCUCUCCUGCUGCCCUCACAGCUCUCCGUCUGCGUAAAGCAGCCAGCAGCAGCAGCAGCAGCAGCAGCAGCAGCAAGCUAGCAGCAGCAGCAGCAGCAGCAGCAGCAGCAGCAGCAGCAGCCGCAGCAGCAGCAGCAGCAGCAGCAGCAGCAGCAGCAGCAGCAGCAGCAGCAGCAGCAGCAGCAGCUAGCAGCAGCAGCGCAGCUAGCAGCAGCAGCAGCAGCGCAGCAGCAGCAGCAGCAGCAGCAGCAGCAGCAGCAGCAGCAGCAGCAGCAGCAGCAGCAGCAGCAGCAGCAGCAGCAGCAGCAGCAGCAGCAGCAGCAGCAGCAGCAGCAGCAGCAGCAGCAGCAGCAGCAGCAGCAGCAGCAGCAGCAGCAGCAGCAGCAGCAGCAGCAGCAGCAGCAGCAGCAGCAGCAGCAGCAGCAGCAGCAGCAGCAGCAGCAGCAGCAGCAGCAGCAGCAGCAGCAGCAGCAGCAGCAGCAGCAGCAGCAGCAGCAGCAGCAGCAGCAGCAGCAGCAGCAGCAGCAGCAGCAGCAGCAGCAGCAGCAGCAGCAGCAGCAGCAGCAGCAGCAGCAGCAGCAGCAGCAGCAGCAGCAGCAGCAGCAGCAGCAGCAGCAGCAGCAGCAGCAGCAGCAGCAGCAGCAGCAGCAGCAGCAGCAGCAGCAGCAGCAGCAGCAGCAGCAGCAGCAGCAGCAGCAGCAGCAGCAGCAGCAGCAGCAGCAGCAGCAGCAGCAGCAGCAGCAGCAGCAGCAGCAGCAGCAGCAGCAGCAGCAGCAGCAGCAGCAGCAGCAGCAGCAGCAGCAGCAGCAGCAGCAGCAGCAGCAGCAGCAGCAGCAGCAGCAGCAGCAGCAGCAGCAGCAGCAGCAGCAGCAGCAGCAGCAGCAGCAGCAGCAGCAGCAGCAGCAGCAGCAGCAGCAGCAGCAGCAGCAGCAGCAGCAGCAGCAGCAGCAGCAGCAGCAGCAGCAGCAGCAGCAGCAGCAGCAGCAGCAGCAGCAGCAGCAGCAGCAGCAGCAGCAGCAGCAGCAGCAGCAGCAGCAGCAGCAGCAGCAGCAGCAGCAGCAGCAGCAGCAGCAGCAGCAGCAGCAGCAGCAGCAGCAGCAGCAGCAGCAGCAGCAGCAGCAGCAGCAGCAGCAGCAGCAGCAGCAGCAGCAGCAGCAGCAGCAGCAGCAGCAGCAGCAGCAGCAGCAGCAGCAGCAGCAGCAGCAGCAGCAGCAGCAGCAGCAGCAGCAGCAGCAGCAGCAGCAGCAGCAGCAGCAGCAGCAGCAGCAGCAGCAGCAGCAGCAGCAGCAGCAGCAGCAGCAGCAGCAGCAGCAGCAGCAGCAGCAGCAGCAGCAGCAGCAGCAGCAGCAGCAGCAGCAGCAGCAGCAGCAGCAGCAGCAGCAGCAGCAGCAGCAGCAGCAGCAGCAGCAGCAGCAGCAGCAGCAGCAGCAGCAGCAGCAGCAGCAGCAGCAGCAGCAGCAGCAGCAGCAGCAGCAGCAGCAGCAGCAGCAGCAGCAGCAGCAGCAGCAGCAGCAGCAGCAGCAGCAGCAGCAGCAGCAGCAGCAGCAGCAGCAGCAGCAGCAGCAGCAGCAGCAGCAGCAGCAGCAGCAGCAGCAGCAGCAGCAGCAGCAGCAGCAGCAGCAGCAGCAGCAGCAGCAGCAGCAGCAGCAGCAGCAGCAGCAGCAGCAGCAGCAGCAGCAGCAGCAGCAGCAGCAGCAGCAGCAGCAGCAGCAGCAGCAGCAGCAGCAGCAGCAGCAGCAGCAGCAGCAGCAGCAGCAGCAGCAGCAGCAGCAGCAGCAGCAGCAGCAGCAGCAGCAGCAGCAGCAGCAGCAGCAGCAGCAGCAGCAGCAGCAGCAGCAGCAGCAGCAGCAGCAGCAGCAGCAGCAGCAGCAGCAGCAGCAGCAGCAGCAGCAGCAGCAGCAGCAGCAGCAGCAGCAGCAGCAGCAGCAGCAGCAGCAGCAGCAGCAGCAGCAGCAGCAGCAGCAGCAGCAGCAGCAGCAGCAGCAGCAGCAGCAGCAGCAGCAGCAGCAGCAGCAGCAGCAGCAGCAGCAGCAGCAGCAGCAGCAGCAGCAGCAGCAGCAGCAGCAGCAGCAGCAGCAGCAGCAGCAGCAGCAGCAGCAGCAGCAGCAGCAGCAGCAGCAGCAGCAGCAGCAGCAGCAGCAGCAGCAGCAGCAGCAGCAGCAGCAGCAGCAGCAGCAGCAGCAGCAGCAGCAGCAGCAGCAGCAGCAGCAGCAGCAGCAGCAGCAGCAGCAGCAGCAGCAGCAGCAGCAGCAGCAGCAGCAGCAGCAGCAGCAGCAGCAGCAGCAGCAGCAGCAGCAGCAGCAGCAGCAGCAGCAGCAGCAGCAGCAGCAGCAGCAGCAGCAGCAGCAGCAGCAGCAGCAGCAGCAGCAGCAGCAGCAGCAGCAGCAGCAGCAGCAGCAGCAGCAGCAGCAGCAGCAGCAGCAGCAGCAGCAGCAGCAGCAGCAGCAGCAGCAGCAGCAGCAGCAGCAGCAGCAGCAGCAGCAGCAGCAGCAGCAGCAGCAGCAGCAGCAGCAGCAGCAGCAGCAGCAGCAGCAGCAGCAGCAGCAGCAGCAGCAGCAGCAGCAGCAGCAGCAGCAGCAGCAGCAGCAGCAGCAGCAGCAGCAGCAGCAGCAGCAGCAGCAGCAGCAGCAGCAGCAGCAGCAGCAGCAGCAGCAGCAGCAGCAGCAGCAGCAGCAGCAGCAGCAGCAGCAGCAGCAGCAGCAGCAGCAGCAGCAGCAGCAGCAGCAGCAGCAGCAGCAGCAGCAGCAGCAGCAGCAGCAGCAGCAGCAGCAGCAGCAGCAGCAGCAGCAGCAGCAGCAGCAGCAGCAGCAGCAGCAGCAGCAGCAGCAGCAGCAGCAGCAGCAGCAGCAGCAGCAGCAGCAGCAGCAGCAGCAGCAGCAGCAGCAGCAGCAGCAGCAGCAGCAGCAGCAGCAGCAGCAGCAGCAGCAGCAGCAGCAGCAGCAGCAGCAGCAGCAGCAGCAGCAGCAGCAGCAGCAGCAGCAGCAGCAGCAGCAGCAGCAGCAGCAGCAGCAGCAGCAGCAGCAGCAGCAGCAGCAGCAGCAGCAGCAGCAGCAGCAGCAGCAGCAGCAGCAGCAGCAGCAGCAGCAGCAGCAGCAGCAGCAGCAGCAGCAGCAGCAGCAGCAGCAGCAGCAGCAGCAGCAGCAGCAGCAGCAGCAGCAGCAGCAGCAGCAGCAGCAGCAGCAGCAGCAGCAGCAGCAGCAGCAGCAGCAGCAGCAGCAGCAGCAGCAGCAGCAGCAGCAAGCAGCAGCAGCAGCAGCAGCAGCAGCAGCAGCAGCAGCAGCAGCAGCAGCAGCAGCAGGCAGCAGCAGCAGCAGCAGCAGCAGCAGCAGCAGCAGCAGCAGCAGCAGCAGCAGCAGCAGCAGCAGCAGCAGCAGCAGCAGCAGCAGCAGCAGCAGCAGCAGCAGCAGCAGCAGCAGCAGCAGCAGCAGCAGCAGCAGCAGCAGCAGCAGCAGCAGCAGCAGCAGCAGCAGCAGCAGGCAGCAGCAGCAGCAGCAGUGGGCUUGGGUUGA
Molecule: messenger RNA, 4155 nt
Organism: Closterium sp. NIES-65
Lineage: Eukaryota; Viridiplantae; Streptophyta; Zygnematophyceae; Desmidiales; Closteriaceae
Source: the annotation of a GenBank genome assembly